Messenger RNA from Phragmites australis (common reed), 1056 nucleotides. Its product is annotated as dehydrin Rab25-like. NCBI's taxonomy places the organism in Eukaryota, Viridiplantae, Streptophyta, Magnoliopsida, Poales, Poaceae. The record is from RefSeq and is a predicted model, not a curated record. Gene Ontology annotation, biological process: response to water. The transcript is spliced from 2 exons. The coding region runs from base 88 to 735 and encodes 215 amino acids.
UCCGCUACAACCGCAAGACAUCGCCGACACGACACACUCACUGUUUCAAUAGGAGAAACUAGCAAGAGUUUAGAGUUUUAGGGGGCAAUGGCGGAGUACGAGAGGGAGUACGGGCACCCGUACCCGCGCGUCGACCAGUACGGGAGCCCGGUGCCGCCGGUGGACCAGCACGGCAACCCUGUCCGAAGGGAGCCGGGCCAGCCGGCGGCUUGCGGCCCGGGAGGCACUGCUCCCUCCUAUGAAGCUAGCGACAUCGCGGGCCACGUGGCUGUGCCGGGCGAGUACAGCACGGUCGCGGUGAGCCACGGCCUUGCCGGCGCUGCGUACCCGCAUGAGGGCGUGGGCAGCGGCGUUACCGCCCCAGGUGGCGCGGCAUACCCUAGCGGUGGUGUCGGCCCCGGCGAAACGGCACUCGCGUACGAGGGAAUGGCUGGCGGCGGCGGCGGCAUCGGUGCCCAGCUCCAGCCGACCAAGGAGGGGCACACGACGCUGGGCGAGAAGUUGAGGCGCUCUGGCAGCUCCAGCUCCAGCUCCAGCUCGUCGUCCGAGGAUGGCGGGCAAGGCGGGCGCCGGAAGAAGAAGAGCAUCAAGGAGAAGAUAAAGGAGAAGCUCCCGGGCUCCCACAAGCACGAGGAGCAGAAGGCCGGUGGCACGACGGGGACGCAUGCAGCGGACACGCACGAGAAGAAGGGCAUCAUGGAGAAGAUCAAGGAGAAGCUCCCAGGACACCACUGAGCGUGCACCUCAGCUUGGAGAGAUGUGGUUCUUGUGCACCUGGCUAUGUAUCCUGCAUUAGUUCGGUUGCCUCUCGGUUACGUGCAUUGUGUGUGUUCGGUACCAUUAAGGUUGAGUUGUGUACUGCUAGUAGGAAUAGGAACAGGUAGUACCUGCGUAUCUCGUUUCAUUCGGUGAUGCGUGGUUUAGGCUGGCUUAGUUUGGUCGGGUCUCUCUUGUGUCAUACUGUCAUGACAUACAUCUCUCUGUGACUGUAUGCCGACGAAUGGCACUGUCGUAGCUUUGAUCAGGUUGUAUUGUGCUUGUGCAUGUCUAUGCAUC